AACCGACAUUACCCACAAUGCCCCGCAGCAGCCAGCAACAAGGAAGUAAAGCGGACCGGUAUGACGUCAUCGCCUCCGGACCGCGCUGGGUUUUAGUAGCUGUGGGCUUAUCGUCAGUCACUUGUGAGACCAUGGCAGGACCGACCCAGCAGCUCAGCGGGUCCGCUGUGAUCCGAAGCCUCAGGCGGUUCAGAGACCGGUAUUUUACAAACGCUGGUCCGGUCGUCGAAGGCGAUUUGACGGACGCGGCAGCGGAGCCGCAUCCGGGAUUCCUGGACAGUUUUCCGGUAGACGUACAGUUCUUGAUCAUGACCUUUCUGCGUCCGGUGGAUAUCUGUAACCUGGGAGCCGCCAGUCGUUACUGGAGGGCCGUGGUUAGAGAUCCGUUACUGUGGAGAUACUUCCUGCUCAGGGACAUGCUCAACUGGCCCUCCAUCGAUCAUGUGAGCAUGCCCCAACUGGAGAUGUUGGACGUGCCACUGAUCGACCAAGGUGAGAGCCUGGACGAUAGAGAAGAAUGGGACGACAAAGGGAUGGAAUCGACAGUUGACUACAUGUCAGAAUACCUGAAAGGAUGCCCAUCCAGCAGACAACAAUGGCUUCCCUCACGUCCGGCGUACGAGGUCGUGACCUCAUUUCUCCAGUCUCUGGUGCCCUCAUCUGAGCCACGUUAUGCCAUGUUUGGCCCCGGCAUGGAGCAGCUGGAUGUCUCUUUGGUCACGAGGCUCAUGUAUGCUCCAGAUAUACUUCCUAUGUUGGGCACUCCUCAAAGACAGAUAAAUGGUAUUGGCUCAGGGAUCAGUUACAUGUUCAAGAACCAACACAAAUUCAAUAUCCUGACCCUGUACUCAAACAAUAGGGCAGAGAGGGAGAAAGCCAAAGUGCAGGAGCACAGCAUCAGUAAUAAACUUUUUACCUUUGAAGGAACCGAUGACUCCGGUUCUCCCAUCUACAGCCCGGCUCCUCAGGUCCAGCAAGUGUGCCAGGUGGUGGACGGUUUUAUCUAUGUGGCCAAUGCAGAGCCUGGCAGAGGGGACGGGGAGUCCGAGGCGGCUCAGAUCCGAGCUGUGCUGAGCUCUGCUCAGGAUUCAGCCACGAGGCCUCUGCUGGUGCUCUCCUGUGUCUCCAGAGAAGAAUCGGAAGAGGUCAGAACAACCCGGCUGCAACCCGCUGCCAGCAGGAACGCGGGUAGGUGUCGGACUCCCUGUGUCGACAUGGCAAAGCGACUCGGACUACCCCAGCUGGCUAAUCCCUGGAUGGUGCAGGAUACAGUAGCAGAAUCCCUGUCGGGUCUUCUUGACGGUGUCUCCUGGCUGCUGAGAUGUUCCAGAGUCAAACUCUAUGGUAGCUAGUUAUCUAACUUUUGCUGGCCGCUAGAUGAAUGGAAACCACAAUUUGUAUUUCCGUGUCAUUGUGACACCCAGACACGCUACGUCCAACUGAGACGGACUCAGUUUUUGUUUACCGAGCUACAUGAGGGGUGAUUGAAGGACAUCAGGACAACAAUACUUGCAACAGCACAACAAUACUGAUGUACCGACAGAACAGCACAUCGCCAGGUCUGUUCGGUUCCUCAAAUUAUAGAAAAGGAUGUUGCAGAAGGAGGAGAUUGCUGCUUGUUCAAUGAAAGCUGCAGGAAAACACAACAAGGCAAGCGACCUCCGGUGCAAAAUUAGAAAAAAACGCAAAUAUUAUAAUGUAAAUUUCCCCUUUGACACACAGAACAUUUAUUACCACAUUAUUUUUCAUGACCGAGGUUUCGGACUCAAUGUGCUGCUGACUAAUUGGGUUGCCCGCAGUUCAGUUCAACAUAAGAAAAAGGUGUUCCAUGAUUUUACACGGAAAAUAAUUCACGCUUCACUCUCAUUUACCAUAAACAUGAUUUUUUAAACAAUAACGUAUGCUCUUUUUGUGCAAUAGUAAAGUCUUAUCUGUAAAAAUUAAAAUUGUAUAUAAUAAAUCUGUUAUAAAAAGGGU
This is a messenger RNA of Gasterosteus aculeatus aculeatus (three-spined stickleback), 1977 nucleotides long. RefSeq names its product F-box protein 4 (gene fbxo4). Gene Ontology annotation, cellular component: SCF ubiquitin ligase complex. Gene Ontology annotation, molecular function: protein binding. The record is from RefSeq and is a predicted model, not a curated record. Gene Ontology annotation, biological process: SCF-dependent proteasomal ubiquitin-dependent protein catabolic process; protein polyubiquitination. NCBI's taxonomy places the organism in Eukaryota, Metazoa, Chordata, Actinopteri, Perciformes, Gasterosteidae.